AUGGAGAGCUGGGGGCGCAGCACAGGUCGGGGGAAUCAGCAUCGAGAGAACAUUAAGGAAAGGUCUCCGGAGUUGCUGCAAAAGGCUACGUCCCAGGCACCCACUACCGGAAGCAGGACGACCGCCCACGUGGAGUCAGCACAGGGGACCAGCAUGCAGGACACACCCCCCGAGGCCACAGCCAACACAGCUGGAGAGGGCAGAGGAGUGGAGGCUGGCAAGGCCAGUGCCGAGGAGCCAGGCAGAGCACCCAGCACAGCCAGGAUGGCAGCACCGGAGACGCAGGCGAGUAAGGACACCGCAGGGGACACGCUGCCCCCGAGAGCUCAAGUCGUGGGGGUGGCCUCUGGCUGGACGGAGGCGCCGUCGCUGAACCGUCAGGACCCGAGGACAACCAAAGGGUCAGGGGACCAGAGUGCGAGGCCGACGGCCCCAAGGAUGGUGCCCACGAAGCUGCAGGGCAACGCAGCAGCUACAGCAAGGACGCCCCUUCCAGAAAAUCAGGCUGGGGUGCAGACCCCUGCGGGAGCGGGGCCAACAGGAAGGGGAGUCCGAGGAGCCACCACAGAGGCUGUCCCACCCAAGGACAGAGCCCAGGCCACCCCGUCCUCAGCCCCUCUCCAGAGCCCCACCACCCAGAGAGGCCAGAGAUUGAGGGCCGCCAACUUCAAGUCUGAGCCGCAGUGGGAUUUUGAGGAAGAAUACAGCCUGGAGGUGAGCGGCCUCCAGACGACCUGCCCUGACUCAGUGAAGAUCAAAGCCUCCAAGUCACCCUGGCUCCAGAAUCUCUUUCUGCCCAACCUCACCCUCUUCCUGGUCUCCAGACACUUCAACCAGAGCGAGUGGGGUCGCCUGGAGCACUUCGCUCCGCCCUUCGGCUUCAUGGAGCUCAACUUCUCCUUGGUGCAGAAGGUCGUGCCCUGCUUCCCCCCGGUGCCCAGGCAGCAGCUGCUCCUGGCCAGCCUCCCUACUGGGAGCUCCCAGUGCAUCAGCUGUGCCGUGGUGGGCAACGGGGGCAUCCUGAACAACUCCCAAGUGGGCCCAGAGAUAGACGGCCAUGACUACGUGUUCCGACUGAGUGGAGCUGUCAUUAAGGGCUACGAACAGGAUGUGGGUACUCGGACGUCCUUCUAUGGCUUUACUGCCUUCUCCCUGACCCAGUCACUCCUUAUACUGGGCAAUCGGGGUUUCCAUGUGCCUCUGGGAAAGGAUGUCCGCUACCUGCACUUCCUGGAAGGCACCCGGGACUAUGAGUGGCUGGAAGCACUGCUUCUGAAUCAGACCCUGGUGACGAAGAACCUCUUCUGGUUCAGGCGCAGGCCCCAGGAAGCUUUCCGGGAAGGCUUGCAAUUGGACAGAUACCUGUUGCUGCACCCAGACUUGCUCCGAUACAUGAAGAACAGAUUCCUGAGGUCUAAGACUCUGAACACCGUCCACUGGCGAAUAUACCGGCCCACCACUGGGGCCCUCCUGCUGCUUACUGCCCUUCAGCUCUGUGACCAGGUGAGUGCCUAUGGCUUCAUCACCAAGGGCCACGAACACUUCUCUGACCACUACUAUGAUAAGUCAUGGAAACGAACGAUCUUUUACACCAACCAUGACUUCAAGUUGGAGAGAAUGCUCUGGAAGCGGCUCCAUGAUGAAGGUAUUAUCCAACUCUACCAACAUCCUGUAACUGCCAAACCAACCAUGUGA
Eubalaena glacialis (North Atlantic right whale) is the source of this 1695-nucleotide messenger RNA. RefSeq names its product ST6 N-acetylgalactosaminide alpha-2,6-sialyltransferase 1 (gene ST6GALNAC1). Lineage: Eukaryota; Metazoa; Chordata; Mammalia; Artiodactyla; Balaenidae. Gene Ontology annotation, molecular function: alpha-N-acetylgalactosaminide alpha-2,6-sialyltransferase activity. The record is from RefSeq and is a predicted model, not a curated record.